Messenger RNA from Chelonus insularis, 2067 nucleotides. RefSeq names its product Poly(A) binding protein interacting protein 1 (gene Paip1). Bases 205 to 1641 code for a protein of 478 amino acids. Gene Ontology annotation, molecular function: translation activator activity; protein binding; RNA binding. The transcript is spliced from 7 exons. Lineage: Eukaryota; Metazoa; Arthropoda; Insecta; Hymenoptera; Braconidae. Gene Ontology annotation, biological process: regulation of translational initiation. The record is from RefSeq and is a predicted model, not a curated record.
UCACUGAGCCGACAUAACGGAAGAAAUACUCCGUGGUGAAUGUAUGUUGGCAUCGUGAUCAGAGUAAUUUAUAUAAACCUGGUACAAUUUUAUGAAUAAAAUCGUAUUUUAAUUUGAAUUAGAGUUAUUGCUCGGAGUGUGAUCAAGACAUUAUUGUCAAAAUAGUUAGUAAAACGAAGUUUUUCUUGUUAAAUACGUAUUACCAUGGAUCAUGUUGGUGGUGGUGGUGGCGCAGAAGAUCACCGAAGUGGAAGUCAAGGAAAAGGACGCGGAAGUUGGACGAAUAAUCCUCCACCUCUUCGACGACCGCAUAAUGUUAGAUCAGCAUCAGUUAAUCAAGUAGGCGAAAUGCUCAAUAAUGUGUCUAUCAAUGACGUCGUCAGAAAUUCACAUUUAUCAGCAGAAGCACGUGAAUUUACUCCUCGAAGUGCGGUAAAUUUACAAAUGCUGCACAAUCGAUUGAGUCGAACUUCUGUUCAAAAUCGAAUAGACCUUGCCAGAAAUGCUGAUACUAGGAAUCAAAGUUAUCAGCAUCAACAAUAUCCAUACCAAUAUCAAGAAACAUCUAAUCAACCAUCAUCAUAUAACAAUAUCUCAGUUGACGAUGGUUUAGAUAAAACUUUGAGUCAACUCAACACCGCUAUGCAAAAGUUAUCAAGUUUUCCAGAUCAAUUUGAAAAUCUAGUCAGUUCUCUCGUAGACACCAUUUCUCCUCAUCUUGAAAAUGAAGCUCAUGCUCGUGCUAUAAUCUCAACUGUAAUUUUAAAGUGUUUAAGCGAUUGUAACUUCCGAUACAGUGGAGUUAGACUUUGCUCUCAUAUUGAUGCCGCAAAUUCAUCAUCGAGUUCUUCUUAUAAUUUUCGAACAGCGUUAUAUGAAUGUUGUGAACAGGAAGCUAAUAAUCUUGCGGAAACAUGGCCUAAAAUAAAACAGCAUACCGUCGAAGAUGAACAAAAGUGCCGUGGACUUAUGCUAAGUUUAGCUGAAUUAGUUGCUCAAAUGAAUUCUGAGCAUGCUGUAGUUUUAGGUAAACGUUUAAUUGAAGUCAUUUCAACAACUCUCAAGAAUCCAGGGCCUACUUCUGCCAAAUUUAUUUGUCAAUCUCUAAAAUUGGCAGGCCAAUAUUUAGAACGAGAGAGCAGUACAAAUAGAGAUGAAAUCGAACGAGUUAUGAAAGAACUUUCAUCCCUCGUAAUUCAAGGUCGUGUCGACGUACACACGGGUCGUAUGGUUGAUAGUGUGAAAGAAUUACGAAAUGGUAAUUGGGGGCAGGGUAUAUCUUCACAUGGACCUACGCCUGUAGAAAUAAACCAGAGAAUAUCCCAGAAUCAGGUACAACCGCAGUAUCAUCAGCAACAGUAUCAACAUCAACAUCAACAACAACAACAACAGCAUCAACCACAACAAUUUGAUGAACCAGUGCUUUAUGGUCCGGAUGGAAUGAUUUUGUCAUCAGAGGAAAGACAGUUUUGUCAAAAUCUUGCUAAUUUUGAGUAUGAUAGUGAAGAUUCAUCGAUUGUGGCUAUACAACAAGACUUGGGACUUGAUCCAUUGGAAGAAGCUGAAAAUGAUAUGAUGGCUGAAGCUUAUGAGGAAUUUUUAAAGCUUCCGCCCAACUUAACGCCAGUAAUUAAAAAAUGAAAAUAAUUCAAAAACAAAUACGUCCUUCCAAAUUAUAGCUUACGUAUUCAAUCAACUUGUUAUUUCAUUAAUGAAAUACGUUUUAAUUACGUUAGUAAUCAAUUAAUUAUCGAUGAAAAUAUAUAAUAAUCAGGCACAUUAUAGGAAAUGUCAUGACAAAUUUCACUUCUAAUUAAGUGUGUACAACCAUUUAGAUUAAGAAAAUCUUUUUAAUGGAUAUAAAUAUGUACGUAAAAGUUCUAUGAAUGUAUAUUUAUAAUAAUAAUUCAUUUAUGCUCGAUUUAUAGCACUUACUAAUGGACUCAUAUAAUUAAAUAUGAAAUUGAUACCAAGCACAUAAUAUUGCAUUUUUUUAUGUAUGAACUUUUAUUAAUAACUUUUAAUUUAGAUGUAUUAUUAUUAAUUCUUGCGAUAUCUAUUAUUGUA